Onychostoma macrolepis is the source of this 6154-nucleotide messenger RNA. It is a transcript of the gene plcd3b, whose product is annotated as phospholipase C, delta 3b. Bases 591 to 2999 code for a protein of 802 amino acids. The transcript is spliced from 15 exons. Gene Ontology annotation, molecular function: calcium ion binding; phosphatidylinositol-4,5-bisphosphate phospholipase C activity. NCBI's taxonomy places the organism in Eukaryota, Metazoa, Chordata, Actinopteri, Cypriniformes, Cyprinidae. Gene Ontology annotation, biological process: lipid metabolic process; intracellular signal transduction. The record is from RefSeq and is a predicted model, not a curated record.
CUGAUUUCAUUUAAAUAAAAGGUUUUAUGCAUCAGUCUUCAAUAGCUGGCAAAACGUUAAUACAAACGUUAAAUUGCAGAUUCAGGGUUUUUUUUUUAAAUUGAGAUCGCUAGAGGGAGACAUUUUGUUAAUCCUAAUCUCAGCACAUGAUCGUCAACACAGCGCCGUGUAUGGUAAGAAUUCAUGAUGUAGUCCAGCCUUGAUCAACCCGUUUGUUAUAAAUUGUCGGUGUAUUUACGUUUUGAACUGAAUAUAUAGUCGCUGUAUUUUUAUUUAAUUUUUCUUCAUGCCUAUGUCUAAUCCCAUUUAAACGCUUUUAUAAAUAUACAUCGUUGUUUAAAAUAAUUCAGUUCUAGAGCACAGAUAGGACAAUAUCUGCACUGGGCAUCUAAAUAUGCGUUUAUACGCUUUUAAACGGCAUCCGUUUCUAUCGUUAUAUUUAUGUAGGUUAGAAUUUUUGUACAUCGUAGACUGAAAAAAAAAAAAAACCCCGAAGAAAAUGUUAUGUCAUAUAACAGUAGUAGCUCUUUAACAUUCAUGAGCUCAUUAGACAGGGGCAGUGUCUAUUCUGUUUCCUGACAUAUAUUCAAAUGGAGCUGUAUCAGAGUCAGUACAGCACGCACUAUCUAGACAACCAUCCGUGUAUUUAUCCACGUAAACUCUCCAGUUUAAGACGCAAGAGGACCUACUGUGUCAUGUUGAGAAAGAAUGAAGCCGGGACGUCCCAACUUAAACCAGACAAUCCCCUAAUAAAAAUGGGUGUCCAGGAUGAUGAUGAUGUGAAGAGGAUGCUGCAGGGGUCCUCUAUGACGAAGGUGCGUUCUCCACGCUGGAAGAGGAAGCGCAUGCUAAAGCUGAUGAAUGAUGGAGUCACUGUCUGGUGUGAAUCCAACAAGGCCACCAACAAAGCCAAAAGUCAGCAGUCCUUCUCUGUGAUGGAAGUGGAGUGUGUGCAGGAGGGUUGUAAAUCUGAGAUGUUGAGAAAUCUGGCAACCUCACUCCCAGAAGAACGGUGUCUUACCAUUGUGUUCAAGGGAGGACGGAAGAGCUUGGAUCUCCAGUGUGACACAAAAGAGGAAGCCCAGCACUGGGUCCGUGGCAUACAAACCCUGCAGGACAGAGUCAGCAACAUGACCCAGAAAGAGAAACUUGACAACUGGAUCUAUGGCUACCUGAAACAAGCUGACAUGAACCAUGAUGGCAAGAUGUCAUACGAGGAGGUCCAGACCCUUUUCAAGAUGAUCAACAUAGACCUGAGUGAAGAAAAUGCAGCCAACCUCUUCAAGAAGUGUGAUAAGUCAGCAGACGGGCGGCUUGAACAUGAGGAGAUUGAGCUGUUUUGCCGUGAGUUACUACGUCGGCCUGAGCUAGAUGGAGUGUUUCAGCAGUACUCCGCUAAUGGUUAUGUCCUGUCCACCGUGGAUUUGCGUGAAUUUCUUAAAGACCAGGGUGAAGACCACACGCUUGUACAUGCUCAGAGCCUCAUCCUUACCUAUGAGCUCAAUGAAUGGGCCCAGAAGAACCAGUUUAUGACACCCAAUGGUUUCGCCAUGUACAUGCUGUCUAAGGAGAAUGACGUGUAUAACCCAGAGCAUGGCAGAGUCUACCAGGACAUGAGCCGCCCACUCAGUCACUACUUUAUCUCCUCCUCACACAACACCUACCUCACUAAAGACCAGCUCAUCGGCGAGAGCAGCAUUGACCCUUAUAUCAGAGCUCUGAGUCAAGGCUGUCGCUGUGUGGAACUGGACUGCUGGGAUGGGGAAAUUGAGCCAGUUAUUUACCAUGGGCACACCCUCACAUCCAAAGUGCCAUUUAGUGAGGUUUUGAAGGUCAUCGCUGAAUAUGCAUUCAGGACCUCUCCAUAUCCUCUUAUUCUGUCUCUGGAGAACCACUGCUGUGUGGAGCAGCAGACUAUCAUGGCCCAGCAGCUGCACUCAAUUCUGGGGGACAAACUGAUCACCAAACCGCUCAAUGACAAGCCACUCCAGUGCCUACCAUCACCAGAGGACCUAAAAGGGAAGAUCUUGAUAAAAGCAAAGAAGAUCAAAGUGGAGGAGGACAGCUCCAGCUCUGACUCAAGCUCCUCAGAUGAUGAAUCUAAAACUGAAAGCAAACCUAAAGCACAGAAGAGGGACUGCAGGUUGAGUACAGAGCUGUCUGAUCUUGUGGUGUACACCCAGAGUGUUGCUUUCAAACAAUUUGAUCCAUGUGCCAAGAAGCAUCCCAAUGAAAUAUCGUCGUUCUCAGAGAGUGAUGCGUUAAAGCUAAUCAAAGAAGCAGGGAAGUUGUUUGUACGUCACAACAGCAUGCAACUGAGCAGGAUCUACCCAUCUGGUCAGCGCUUGCAAUCUUCCAACUACAACCCUCAAGACAUGUGGAAUGCUGGUUGUCAGAUUGUGGCAUUGAACUUCCAAACCCAAUGUGAAGAGAUGGAUCUAAACAGAGGCCGUUUUUUACCAAACGGCCGCAGUGGCUACUUGCUAAAACCAAGCUUUAUGUGCCAGCCUGAUUCAGAUUUUAACCCGGAAAACACUGGGGGAGGCCCUGGCCACAAUCCAAUACUGCUUGCUAUCAAGGUGAUUUCAGCCCAGCAGCUGCCUAAACCUGACAAAGAGAAGCUCAGCUCAAUUGUAGACCCACUUGUAUGGGUGCAGACUUAUGGGGCUCCCAUAGAUAACAACACAAAGAAGACGCACCGCAUUGACAAUAAUGGCUUUAACCCCACAUGGGACUGCACCUUUAAGUUCCAGCUUCAUGUGCCAGAGCUGGUAUUAGUACGCUUUAAGGUUGAAGACCAUGACUACGCCACCAAGAAUGAUUUUCUGGGCCAGUUUACACUUCCUUUCACAAGUAUGCGGACAGGUUACAGACAUGUUCAUCUGCUGAAUGCAGACGGCUCUAGCAUGUCGCCCUCCAGUCUCUUCAUCCACGUUAAAAUCACACCUGGCUACAGCAGCCCUGCUGGACAAAUGGGCUCUCAUGGUACCAGAGAAUAAAGCAACGAGUUAAAGCACCUGGAGUGCCCUUAUUUGGGAAAUUACAAGUUGUAUAUGAAAUCUGAGACCCAAAAUUGCCACCACUGAGUGUGAGACAUUAUAAUUUAUUUAAAAAUGAUGCAGAAGUCAUUGUCACACAGUGGAAUAAAAUAUGUUUGUCUUGUUUUCCAGUAAAAAUAAGUACAUAUCCUCAAAAUGUUCAUUUUACAGGGAAACGAAAUGACAAGACUGAAUACAGUGUAGAAUUGCAAGGCAUUUUAUUUGUCUUGAAUUAAGUUAAGGCUUAUAGUUUAAUUGUGACAAUUUAUGAAUAUCAUUAUUUUACUGGAAAACAAGAUUAUUAUUUUAUAAUAAAAUUAUUAAAAUUAUAUAAAUAUAUAUGUGCAGAUGUAUGCAUAUUCCAAAUGUACAAUGUUAAUGAUGUUAUGUGAUGUCUUAAAAUGGCAAUGCAAUACAUUUAAUAUGUACCAGCCCAUGUUAUACAAAUAUUAUGUUACAUUUCCUAACAAAACAUUUUACUAUGCAGUUAUGAGUGGAAUUGACUCAGAGAAGCAUACUUGUAUAUUUUGUGUUGACAAUCGCGGAGUCCAACCAACAUAAUCCGUAUGCACUUGGUACAAUAAGAGCUCUCUAAAACUACUGCACUUAGAUGUCAACAUAAAGACAAGUAAAGAAAGAAAAAAUGAUUUUAUUUGUUUCUUAGAUAUCAGAUUGCCAAGUUAACUCUAAAACCUUUUGAAUUUUUAUGUUAAAGUAUUUACAGCAUUUAACUUGUGUAGCAGUUAUUUAGUCAGUUUUUCUCAUUUUUAUCAUGUAUUUAUAGAAUAGUUAUCUUUAGGAUAUUUCUCUCAAAGUGCAGUUUGGGCUUCAGUAGUUUAAGGGUGAAUCCCAUUUCUCUGUCUUACCCCUUCCCCUACGUCUUACCCCUAGCCCUUGUCCCUCGAAACCGAGUGGUAUGCGCUAGGGGUGAAAACAUACCCCUAUGAAAUGAGACACCACUUGGUUACGGUUACGUCAUCAUACACCGUCGCUAGCUGGCUGCUACGUCACCAGAGCCGACAACUGUCGAUCACAAACUUUGGAUCGUUUUACAAACUUGUUAAAACUGUAGAUAUGCAUGAAGUCCAUUCAAGGCUAGUCUGCGGGACUGUUGUGCAAAUCAGCAAUGUAACGUUAGCGUCGCAAACUAGCGAUUUUUUAAAAACGUUUCAAUUAAGAACAUGGUUGCAAAUAUAUAUGUACAGGACUGUCUAGAGCACAAAACAAGACUGUCGUAAUUUUUAAAUAAAUUAUUUAAGCCGAAAAUACUUGAUUGUUGCCGGUUGCGCAGUGUGUUCUGGGUACCCCUCGGUUUCAAGUAAGCUCGUGAAAAUGCUUGGUUUUAAGGGGUAUCUACCCCUUCCCCUUAGCCCUACCCCUCGAUCAAAACGAGAAUUGGGACAGCCCUUACUCUCACGUGAACGCGCAAAACUAAGGGGAAGGGGUAAGGGGAAGGGGUAAGACAGAGAAAUGGGAUUCACCCUUAGUCUAAUUAUAAAUGCUUGAAAAUGCUCUGUUUGUUUUGAUAUGUUUUGAUGUUACCUGAUUGGCCAAUAUGAUAUUAAUAUUAAUGAACAGAAUCAAUGCCAAGUACUCUGUCAUGUAGCCAUUUAAAAAAAAACAUGUUAAAAGAGUCAUGAAAUGGAGAAUCAAAAAUUCUUGAUAUUUAGACAUACAAGAGAUUACUCUACAUUAAAAGCAUAAUGCAAGUUUCAAAACUCAAACUAACUCCCCAGUUUAAAAUAUGAAUUAUUUUCAACCCUUCUGAAAUGCCCAGAUUUAAAAUCUUAAGAAUCGUGACAUUACAAUUCUCCUUGACACGCCCCUUAACAUGUCUCAUCAUCAUAUGAAAUUAAGAAGGUGUGUUCUGAACAACUCAUGUCUGUCCAUCAAUCAAUUACAAUACUGCUGUUAGGUAAAGAAGGACCUUUUUGGUGCAAUAUAAGUUGCAUUAUAUAAACUAACCUAGAGAAACAUCAAAUAAAAAUCUGAAACUGUAUUUCAUGACCAUCAUGACCUGUGAUCAGUGUAAUAUGUAAGGGCUCAUGUACAGACAUUCUUUAUCGCAAAGUGGUUUACUGCUGUUUAUGCAUUAGUGAAUCAAACCAAUAACUACAAAUUCACCUUCACACUGUUCCUGUUAGUAGCAUGAAAACCAUCUGUUAUCUAUAUUGUAAUUAUUUUAUAUGCAGAAAGUUGAGUCUGAAUGCAAUGACAGGGUAUUCUACAUGCCUGUCAACCUAUUUGCAUACCUCCGGGCAGCCAAUAGCGAGAGUUUGGGGUAUGGCUACUAUAGCGGUCUGAGCCAGAAGGUGUUAAAGCUUCUGUGAAAAAAAGAAAAAAAAAGCCAGUGUGAAAAAUGAAAUUCAGAUUCUGUUACAGAAGUACAUGUACAAUUUAGAAAAUUUGCCAAAAAACACAGAGAUAAACAAUGGUAUAACAAGGGUACACGUGUGUGUGUUUUGUAAACAAAGAUUAAAUAACUUGAUGAAAUGUUUAAGUUUUAAUCGAUACAGUGAACUUGCAGAGUUUUUUUUUUUCCUCAACAGGUAAGCUAAAGGUAAAAGUAUUCCUAAUAUGUUUAACCUUUACUGAAAGUAACCUACUUUUACCUGGCUGAGGCAUGCCCUCACUUUUAUAGACCCGUAAGAGCUGUGUUUGUGUUGUUUGAGUUAGAGGCAUUUGCAAAGGUUGUUUGAAAACAUACUUUAUUUUUGUAGUUCCACUAGAUGACACCAGUAGCACAGAAACGACCUACCCUUCAAUCUUGUCAGCUGUUAUAUUAAAAAUAGUGAUGUGUAAUAACCAGUUUGUCUGUUGCGAACUGUGCUUUUGUUGUAAAUUCUGUUUGAAAAAACACAAUAUCCUACAUAACAUGUCCAAGUACCUGUAUGUGUGCAAAAAAACAAAACAACUAAAAAUGUAUUAGAAAAUAAAUGUAUUAUUUGUCAUUCCCAUACAGAAAUGUAACGCAUGAUAUAUAUCCCUAAUCGCGAGUUCUGUUGUCAUGUAUGUUUUCUUAUAAGACAAUAUACAGGUGCAUCUCAAUAAAUUAGAAUGUCGUUCGUUUAUUUCAGUAAUUCAACUCAAAUUGUGAAACUUGUGUAUUAAAUAAA